AUGUGUCAUAUUUUCGAUGCUAAUCAAUUCCGACAAUGCGAUGGACAGUUGAUCUGGCUACAGACGUUGAUGAGUGGUGUACCAUUUGCCAUGCUGAUGGGAGGUGUGCUGGAACGACGAUUCGGUGGACGGCGAACUGCUAUACUUGGUUCAAUCCUCUAUACGUCAUGCAUAGCCCUGACGUACUUCACCAUACAGCAUUCUUUCGCUGCAGUUCUGGUGUCGAUGGGAUUUUUCGCCAGCUUCGGUAGCAGUAUAGCCUACAACGCUAUUUUAACCACAGCUCAACGAUGGUUCCCAGAUAACGUCGGAUUAGCCGGAGGAAUGAUUGUUGGUGGAUACGGUUGCGGUGCUUUUAUUCUUUCACCGCUCCAGACAGGGUUUAUCAAUCCGCUUGACUAUCGGGUGAACAGCGACGGUUUCUUCACUCAAGUAGAUCUGCUUGAGAGGGUGAGUUAA
Molecule: messenger RNA, 459 nt
Organism: Ostertagia ostertagi
Lineage: Eukaryota; Metazoa; Nematoda; Chromadorea; Rhabditida; Trichostrongylidae
Source: the annotation of a GenBank genome assembly